UAUUAGAUCAAUUACUUGAAGAUGCUGAGAGAGAGUUAGAAUCUUUAAAGGAAUUAUCAGAGAAAAGACUACAAGAAAUAGAAAAAUUGAAGCUAAAACUCAAAAAGAAUAAUGAUUCACUUGCAGAACAGGAGUCAACUGAAGCAUCUGACACUGACACGUCAAUACAAGAAGAUGAAGAUGUAAAGUGGUUUCAAAAUGGUGUACGCCUUUUUAAUCCUUCACUAGAUAGUUGUAAAGAAGUAAUCAGUAAACUGGAGGAUAAACAUGAAAUAAUGGUGCUCAUUGCUUCACCAUCUGAAAUAAUUCAGUUCCUAAUACCAACUAUAUUGGAAAGAAAAGCAAUAAAACAGCUUACUAUAUACUCAUCCUUAUCUCCUGAGGAUAUCCUCUCAUUCUCUUCUGAAUUAUCAACCAACAAAUCGUUAACAAGUUUACAGAUUAUUCAUAAUUCAAUCAGUGAUGAUGGAGUCUUUGUAUUAGCACAAGCACUGCAAUAUAAUGAAACACUUCAAUACUUGUAUCUUAACGACAAUCCUGACAUCACUUCAGCCAGUGCUCAAUCGCUAGCGAAACUUUAUAAGCUCAGUUGCCUUAAUCUUGAUAAUACUAACAUUGAUCCUAAUGAAGUAAUGGAUUUGAUGGAAUCACUCAUGCAGGACCAAUAA
Amphimedon queenslandica is the source of this 668-nucleotide messenger RNA. RefSeq names its product protein NLRC3-like. The record is from RefSeq and is a predicted model, not a curated record. The transcript is spliced from 4 exons. Bases 276 to 668 code for a protein of 130 amino acids. Lineage: Eukaryota; Metazoa; Porifera; Demospongiae; Haplosclerida; Niphatidae. Gene Ontology annotation, molecular function: protein binding.